AUGGAAGUUGACAAGAUAGAUCAUGAAAUAGAGGAAGAACUAGUAGAAAAGGAAGAGGAAGAAGAGGAUGAAGUUUAUUAUACUCCAGGACCUAAAGAAUUAUAUGAUGUCAGAUUAAAAAUAUUAAAUUAUUCAUUGAAACAAUCAGCUAAUCGAUUACAAAAACUUCGUCAGCUAAAACAAUCUGCCACCACCACCAAAACAUCGACCACCACUACAACCAAAAUACCAUCACAAGAUGAAAUAAAUAUAUUAAAAUCAAGACGACAAUUAAAUUCAAAUCUAUCAAAAUAUGAAAUUUAUGGAUCUCAAUUCAUACCAGGAAAUACAAGAACAAUAUCAAAUAUCAAAAUAUCUAAUAAUGAUAAAUAUAUUGCUUGUGGAUCAUGGGAUGGUUCAAUAAAUAUAUUAAAUAAUCAAGAUUUAUCAAUUUUUAAAACAACAUCAACAUCAUCAUCAUCAUCAUCAUCAUCAUUGUCACAAGUUUCACAUACUGAAAAAGUAUCAGGUUUAAGUUGGAAUAAUGAUAGUAGUCGAUUAGUAUCAGGAGGAAAUGAAGGAAUGAUUAAUAUUUGGGAUGUUAAUGACAAUAGUGAUGAUGAUGAUAAUUUAUUAUCAUCAAUAGUUUCAAUUAAAGCGGCUCAUAAUGAUAGAAUUACGAAAACAAUGUUUCAUCCAAUUGAUAAUCUUAUUAUUUCUACAUCAUUUGAUCAAACUUGGAAAUUAUGGGAUUUGAAUAAAUUAUCACCACCACAACAACAAAAUGACCCACCACAAUGUUUGAUGGAACAAGAAGGUCAUUCUAAACCAGUUUUCACAGGAUCAAUUCAUCCUGAUGGUGGAUUAUUUAUGAGUGGUGGACUUGAUGGUAUAGUUCAUAUUUGGGAUUUACGAUCAGGUAGAUCAAUUGUAACUUUACAAAAACACAUGGCUGGAAUAUAUUGUUUAGAUUGGUCACCUAAUGGAUAUCAAUUUGUUACUGGUAGUGGUGAUUGUAGUUUAAAAAUUUGGGAUUUAAGAAAACUUGGGAACAAUAAUAAUGAAUUAUAUUCUAUACCUGCUCAUACUAAAUUGAUUACUGAUGUUAAAUUUUAUCAUCAAGGUAAAGAUGUAAUACAGAAACAAAAACAAAAACAAAAACAACAAGAACAAAUAUUGGGACCAGAAUUUAAUAAUGGGAAAUUUUUGGUAAGUUGUUCAUAUGAUGGUGAUGUUAAUAUUUGGUCAAGUGAUAAUUGGAUUAAAAUUAAAAGUUUGAAAGGUCAUACUGAUAAAGUAAUGAGUUGUGAUAUUAAUAGUACUGGUGAAUGGAUAGUAAGUAGUGGUUGGGAUAGAUCAAUAAAACUAUGGAAACAAUAG
Messenger RNA from Candida dubliniensis CD36, 1359 nucleotides. Its product is annotated as U4/U6-U5 snRNP complex subunit. Gene Ontology annotation, cellular component: U4/U6 x U5 tri-snRNP complex. The coding region runs from base 1 to 1359 and encodes 452 amino acids. Gene Ontology annotation, molecular function: U4 snRNA binding; protein binding; U6 snRNA binding. The transcript has a single exon. The record is from RefSeq and is a predicted model, not a curated record. Gene Ontology annotation, biological process: mRNA splicing, via spliceosome. NCBI's taxonomy places the organism in Eukaryota, Fungi, Ascomycota, Pichiomycetes, Serinales, Debaryomycetaceae.